Molecule: messenger RNA, 1332 nt
Organism: Eurytemora carolleeae
Lineage: Eukaryota; Metazoa; Arthropoda; Copepoda; Calanoida; Temoridae
Product: Bardet-Biedl syndrome 4 protein
Exons: 15
Coding region: 10-1332 (440 amino acids)
Biological process (GO): protein localization to cilium; cilium assembly
Cellular component (GO): ciliary basal body
Molecular function (GO): protein binding
Source: RefSeq, a predicted model, not a curated record
ACUAUUAAUAUGCAACCUAAUGAACCGGCAGAGGCAGCCGUCAAUGGUCAGACUAGGACUGUUCAACCUCCUUCUACCACCUCCUCUGCUCUCAAAAAGCCCCGUCCUAAGAAAGCCCCAGAGCUGCCCCCGCUGGAGCGAAGAAACUGGUUAAUUCAUCUUCAUUAUAUACGAAAAGAAUAUCAGUUGUGCAAGGAAAUUAUAAAAGUUCAGCUACGUGAGACACAUUCUAUGUGUGAAUAUGCAAAUUAUGUUCAAGGUUUAAUCUUGCGGCAGGAGGGGAAAAUUCAAGAGUCCUUAGAACAGUUCCAGGUUUGCAAUAUCUUGAAUCCAAACUCCGGAGAGAAUAUUAAACAGAUGGCCAGGUCCUUGUUUCUCCUUGGCCGGCAUAGACUAGCAAUAGAAGCUUACAGGCAAGCUGAGACACGCAGUGAGACUCAAGAUUGGGAAAUCCUUCAUAAUCUAGGAGUUUGCUUCACAUAUCUCAAGGAGUGGGAACAGGCUAAAGAUCUUCUAAGGCAAGCGCUAGAUCUGAAGAAGAAGGAGGACACGUAUAUAGUUAUUGGUAAAGUAUUCCUGUACAACGCUGAUAUACCUGGAGCUGUGGCUGUGUACAAAGAAGCAGUACAAACUUUCCCUGAGAAUCCAGACUUGAAUACAACACUUGGUCUUCUAUAUAUACAGAUUCCGGGGAAAUGUCCCUUCUUUACCCCACUCCCCCAAGCAGCCUUUGAGCACCUAGGAACUGCCUUGGCUUUUGAUCCUAAGCAUAGUAAAGCUAUCCUAGCUGCAGGAUCUAUGAUGCAAUCCCAUCAGGAAUCAGUUACAGGAUAUGAUUCUCGAGAAAUUCCUAGGAAAUUCUUAAAAGAAAGUCACCAUGGAAUGUGUUUUUUCGGUAAAAGAAAAUAUGUUGCUUCAAUAUCCUGCCUGAAGAGAGCAAAUUAUUUGGCACCAUUCGACUGGAAGAUUCUUUACAAUCUAGGACUUGUACAUCUGAGUAUGCAACAGUAUGCUUCAGCGUUUCAUUUUCUCUCAGCCUCCAUAAACCUGAGGCCAAGCCGAGGACAGACCUUUAUGUUGAUGGCUGUAGCAUUAUCUAACCUUGAGGAUCCAGACAAUGCGCAGGCAGCAUACGAACAGGCCGUAAACCUGGAUACUAGGGAUCCUGCUGUUCCUCUAAACUUCUCCAUCUUUCUUUCAAACCAGAGGGAUGUAGUUUCAGCAGCCAGACAGCUCAAGGAGUUUGAGGCUAGAGUUGCAAAACUUAGAGAAACUCCAGGUUUGUUUAUUUACUAUCCGGUGUGUCCAUCUAUUUAUCUUCAGAACCAAUAA